Lottia gigantea (owl limpet) is the source of this 949-nucleotide messenger RNA. RefSeq lists its product as hypothetical. The coding region runs from base 99 to 587 and encodes 162 amino acids. The record is from RefSeq and is a predicted model, not a curated record. Gene Ontology annotation, molecular function: RNA cap binding. Lineage: Eukaryota; Metazoa; Mollusca; Gastropoda; Lottiidae. Gene Ontology annotation, cellular component: nuclear cap binding complex. The transcript is spliced from 4 exons. Gene Ontology annotation, biological process: mRNA cis splicing, via spliceosome.
AUUUAUAUAGGUGGCGCUAAGUACUUCCGAGAAAACAAAAAUUAUUUUCACUAUCAGGAAUUUACAUUUUAUAGCUUUUUGUCAACAAAUCUAUAAAUAUGUCAAGAUCUCUGAAUCAGCGGGCGAAGGGCAAGACUUCUUCUGUUCAGAUUAGCACAUAUCGUGAUCAACAUUUCAAGGGAAGCAGAAAUGAUCAGGACCAUUUGCUUAUACAAUCAACAACGUUAUAUGUUGGAAAUUUAUCUUUCUAUACUACAGAAGAACAGAUAUUUGAAUUAUUUAGUCGAUCUGGAGAUGUGAAAAGAGUUAUUAUGGGUUUAGAUAAAGUCAGGAAAACUCCGUGCGGGUUUUGCUUUGUUGAAUAUUAUGUGCGAGAAGAUGCUGAGAAUGCUGUGAGAUAUGUCAAUAGUACCAGGUUAGAUGAUAGAAUAAUUAGAACUGAUUGGGAUGCAGGCUUUAGAGAAGGUAGACAAUAUGGUAGAGGAAAAAGUGGUGGCCAGGUACGAGAUGAGUAUAGAUCAGAUUUUGAUGAAGGUAGAGGAGGAUAUGGUAAAAUAGUUAUCAAUAAAAUACGUACAAGAGACUGAACAGAAGAAAAUCAACUUUGUAUUAGAAUAGGAAUAGAUUUUCCAUGUUUUUUAAGUAAUUUAUGUGUGUACGUUAUUGAUAUGCUUGAGGGAGAUUUCAAGAUGGUUUCUUGACAGUGUAAAUAUGGAUUUGAAUUGCAAAGGUGAUAAUUUGAAGGGCUCAUCUGGGAGUUGUCUGAAAUAUUUCCAGACAUAAACCCAAGAGAUAGAAUAAGUCCUGUAUAGAAUACUAUUUAGUAUGGUGGUUUUAAAAUGUAUGUAUUGGUAUAAAUGUCAAGACUAAUUUUUUAUUUGUUGUAUAUAAUGUCAUAAAAUGACACAUUUAUUCAUUUUCAUUUUGUAAUAAAAUUUUUAAAUGAUUU